Salmo salar (Atlantic salmon) is the source of this 3625-nucleotide messenger RNA. RefSeq names its product M-protein, striated muscle. Lineage: Eukaryota; Metazoa; Chordata; Actinopteri; Salmoniformes; Salmonidae. The record is from RefSeq and is a predicted model, not a curated record. Gene Ontology annotation, cellular component: axon; plasma membrane; neuronal cell body. Gene Ontology annotation, molecular function: axon guidance receptor activity. Gene Ontology annotation, biological process: homophilic cell-cell adhesion; synapse organization.
AGAACACAUUGAGAGAAAAAAGUGUCAACUGCAAAGUGGCAGCGCUGCAGACAGAGUAAACAGCCAAGUAGCCAACCGUCUAUGGUGGUGAAACGGACAGUACUCUCCAAGGUGUUGAUUCAUUCAAAGAAUUUUAGAUGUCACUGCAGUAUGCCCACAUACUUGAGAAUAGCUGCAGGGCUUACACAAAUUUCUUAUAGCCUAAUUUUCCAGAAAUCAAUGUACAGCAACAUUUUUAGACGACACUGCAGAACACCUGUCAUAUUAUGCAUAUGCACACAUACUCAGCUAUGGGGCUUGCAAGACCAGAAUUUCAUGUAAUUUUCAAGACGUCAAUGUAGCAGUAGAACAAAUAUCACGAUACAGGAAUAUAACUUCAAAUAAAAUAAAUCAAUGUAUGCUACAGCAGAACACACAUAUGAUAAUACAUAGGACUCCUGCCUGUGUGAUAAUAAGAAGCACAUAUCCAUAUUACCUUCACAGCACCGAACAAUUUUGUAAAGGAAAUAAAAAUGUCCUACCUUAGUUUUCAAAACCUCCCACAAUGACUCUCCGCAUGUCAAGUCCAUUUAACUCCAGAGAGUCAAUUUGUUGCUCAAAGCCAUGAGCGGGCCUGUGACGAUUAGCUUCCUUCCAGGGAUUUUCUGAAGACUCUGGCUGUAGUGUCUAUUUUUUCAUUUUCAGUGUUAACUAUUUUAAUUUAACUAGGCAAGUCAGUUAAGAACAAAUUCUUAUUUCCAAUGACGGCCUACCCCUAAUCCAAACGACGCUGGGCGAAUUGUGCGCUGCCCUAUGGGACUCCCAAUCACGGCCGGUUGUGAUAGAGUCUGGAGUCAAACCAUGACACCUCUAGCACUGAGAUGCAGUGCCUUAGACCACUGCACCACUCGGGAGCCCUAAAAACUAUAACCUGGUUGUCCUCUUUAGCCUUGUCUAUAAGGCUUGCUGCAACCAACUGUGCCUUGGUUCGGGCAUGUUGAAAAAAAAAAUCUGUGGGCUUUGUUUACGUCUGAGGCAUAGGAUGUUAAUUUUCUGUACAUCCCACCCACUCUUUUGCUAGUUUAAUCCCUCCCGGUCGUUUCUAGACCCAAGCUCCCUACCCUGUUGCACGUUGUACAGCCCAACUUUUAAUUCUACAUGACAAGCCAGGGGUUAUACGUUUGAUUGUUCUUGAACUGCAAAUUGCACCUGCUCUGAGCACUUCGUUGGUGGAUGCACUGGAAUCAGUGUGGCAGGAUAGGAUGAUUACACAGAAGGAUUGCCAUGCUUUUACUUGAUGGUGUUUUUGGGGGGACGGGAGAAAUAAUGAGGAGGUAACUUGAUUUAACGCCGAUCGCUUUUAUUCGAAUGUCUACAGUGCGAACAGUGAAACAAUUAAUAAAUCAUGCCGCGAGAGGUACCGGAUCAAACAAAGUCAUAUCUGAAAAGGUGCCGGAUCCUCUCAGAGAGUUUCUCCCAUCCGGCUGACCAAAGUCCAUGUAGGAUGUGUUUUCAUCUACUGCCAACAGUAGAUAAAUAUCUAAUUUCAGUGUAAAAUGCUCCUGCCAAAUAGGUUCCAAAUGUGCUGAAACAGAUUCAAUACGCCUCAAUGCCCUAGUUUCCUAUCUGUCACCAAAGUUAGUCCCUUUCCUUAGCUUUGUGGCUAGUGGCAAAAACAUACCCAUCUACAGUUUAUGGAGUGCAAACACUGUUGAACAGGCAGCUAUAUCUUUACAACAUAUAGUGCUGACACACCAGAAUAUAGUGAGUUUCAUUGAUUGAGUGCCAGCAAAGAUGGCCGCUGUAUCUCUGGUCCAGUGUGCGCAGUUAAUCAUCGCUCUGUUUUUCCAAGGACCCUAUUUUCUGGAGUUUUUGUCAUGGACCGUGAUAGAGGACUGUGAGUUUAUAAUCAAAUGCAAGUGUUACUGUAUCAUUCUGGGUCCAUGUGACCAACGUAAGCAAGGAUACGACUCUGAAGUGGUUCAAGGACGGCGUGGAGACUCCAGCUGUGUAUGACCAGCAGACGAGUCAGCACCAUGACUCUGCAACAGGUGACUAAGAAGGAGGCAGGCCACUGCAAAGCUGUGGCGUCUGAUGGUAGAGGACAGGAUGUGAGCACACUGGAGUUACUACAUGAAGAGUAUGACAAGCUCCUCCAACUCCUGAGCAAACAGUGUGCGCUGUCUGCAGGCCCAGUGAGGAUUCAAUGCACUGCUAUGGGCUUCAAGCUCUACUGCUCUCUCAAGUACUAUAUCAGCUACAUGAAGACCAGCUGGCACUUCAAGGAGAGUAGGAUUGGCCAGUUGGAGAGGUGUAAGCCUGGCAGCAGUAUGCCGAAGCUGUGGGUCGAGGUCUUUGCGCCCACGGAGAACGAUAAGGGGAAGUACACCCUGGAGAUGUUUGAUGGUCAAGAAAAGCACACCCGCUCACUAGGCCUAUCUGGACAAGCCUUUGCUGAUGCUCUUUUGGAAUACCAGAGGUUGAAGCAAGUGGCGGUUGCUGCGAAAAAUCGGGCCAAGGUGACCAAGGGCCUACCAGAUGUGGUAGCUAUCAUGGAGAAUGAAUCUCUGUGCUUGACCUGCUUCGCUGACGGUGACCCUGCCCCAGAGAUGUUCUGGCUGAGGAACGACAAAGGCAUCGCCUCGGGGGGGCCAGUUAAACAUCGCCAACGAGAAUAAGUGCACACUCUGACCGUCAACAAUGUGACUAGCGAGGACUCGGGCAACUACAGCAUCUUUGUGCGCAACCAGUACGGCACUCAGACGGUCAACGUGACCAUAAGCGUGUACAAGCACGGCGCCCGAUGCAGUGGAGAUGUAAGGAAGGGGUGUUGGUUUUGUUGCACUAAGAGACGAUUCCAACUGGGUACAGACGUCAAUUCAAUGUAUUUUCCACGCUGGUUCCACAUGACAUGAAAACAACGUUGAUUCAACCAGUGUGUGCCCAGUGGGUUGUGUUUGAGUGGUGGUUGAGCCAGUUCGUUUUCAUGGGGUUAAAUUGGAGUUAAUGGGGAGUGAAAUGCUAGAAGCGGUUAAUUUGUGGCAUUGGGAUGUAGCAAUGACUAAGAAGUUAUUUGUGCAAGAGGGAAUGCGGUCAAUUAGAACUAUUUGAGGUCCAGUCAAAAAUGCAACAACCUGUAUUGUUGUGUCAUUAGACUACCAAUAAAUAUCCCAAGAGUGUCAGCUACAAUUUUAUGAUGUCGACCCUUUCUUUCUGGAGUAAUUUAAUAAUAGGACAUGUGAGCAGGGGCUAGAAAGCUCUGAAGUAGGAUUCAAUGGCCAAGGCGAGCACAUUAAAUGUUAAUUUCAUGUCUUGACAGCAGCAGACUUGAUGCCAAUUGCAAUUAUCUCCCAUGUUGUAUUUCACUAGAGGUGUCAUGUUAGUCAUGCACACGGAGCAGAUUACAUAGGUGCGCGACACAUCAAGUGCGUUUUUCUAUAUCAACCUAAUUUAUGCUCUUACCUCCCUGUAUUAAGGCUGUAAUCUCACUCACUCAGUCGGCACCUGCAUCUCAAGUAGGUCUAUUAGCCUGUUAGCUCUCCACAUACAGUGUUUGUCCUAUCACGUGUCUCUGCAAUCGCUUCUAAUAAAGCUGCUAAUAAAGUAAUUUGAUCUUGGUGGCUCAACACCGUUUCAUUCACCUCAA